Messenger RNA from Letharia columbiana, 249 nucleotides. RefSeq lists its product as uncharacterized. Bases 1 to 249 code for a protein of 82 amino acids. The record is from RefSeq and is a predicted model, not a curated record. Lineage: Eukaryota; Fungi; Ascomycota; Lecanoromycetes; Lecanorales; Parmeliaceae. The transcript has a single exon.
AUGGCUACCACUACCAUGGCUACCACUACCAUGGCCACCACUACCAUGGCCACCACUACCAUGGCCACCACUACCAUGCCUGCCACUACCAUGCCUGCCACUACCAUGCCUGCCUACCAUGGCUGCCACUAUCAUGGCUGCCUACCAUGGCUGCCACUAUCAUGGCUGCCUACCAUGGCUGCCACUAUCAUGGCUGCCUACCAUGGCUGCCACUAUCAUGGCUACCUACCAUGGCUGCCACUAUCAUAG